UGCGUUUGUCAGAUGUUAGGUUAUUGUUCCGGAUAUGACGUCUACUUCAUGCGACGCUACCGGAUGUUCGAAGUCAUCGAAAGUAAAUUGAGAAAAACGGAAUCAGAAUGAACAGCCGGGGACUUCGUUCACAGCUGAAAGACAGCGUCCCUGUGGCCGGACUCUGCCCACAGGGAGCAUACGGGGUGCAGGACUCUCUCCGCAGCGGCUUCACCAGUGUGAAGAAUGAGCUCCUUCCAAGCCACCCUCUGGAACUUUCAGAAAAAAAUUUUGCCCUUAACCAGGACAAGAUGAACUUCUCAACACUUCGAAACAUCCAGGGGCUUCAUGCUCCUCUUAAAUUGCAGAUGGAGUACAGGGCAGCCAGACAGAUCCAGCGUCUGCCGUUCUUACAAAGUUCCAAUUUAGCUCUCGACACACUGCGAGGCAGCGAUGACACAAUCGGCUUUGAAGACAUCCUCAGCGAUCCAGCUCAAAGCGAGAUGAUGGGAGAGCCACACAUGAUGGUGGAAUACAAACUAGGAUUGUUGUAAAAGGUGCAGAAUUCAGACCCACUAAAAUAUUUAAGUUUCUGUUCCUAGUUAGAUUUAGUUUUUCAUCCCAAAACAUAAAAGAGAAAAUAUCUUGCUAGAUCAUUGUCGUGGGAUAUCUUGAUAGUUAACAGUGGGUCUGAUUUCAGUCUACAUAUGUGUGUAAAUGAUUUCCAAGCAGCCAUUUAGAGCUAAUUUUGUGUGAUCAAAGCUGUUUCUUAUUUCUAAUAAAUUUCAUAACUUCCUU
This is a messenger RNA of Oryzias melastigma (Indian medaka), 777 nucleotides long. RefSeq names its product proteasome maturation protein. Gene Ontology annotation, biological process: proteasome assembly. Gene Ontology annotation, cellular component: nucleus; cytoplasm. The record is from RefSeq and is a predicted model, not a curated record. The transcript has 6 exons. Bases 108 to 533 code for a protein of 141 amino acids. NCBI's taxonomy places the organism in Eukaryota, Metazoa, Chordata, Actinopteri, Beloniformes, Adrianichthyidae.